Messenger RNA from Dermacentor albipictus, 8681 nucleotides. It is a transcript of the gene Tmtc3, whose product is annotated as Transmembrane O-mannosyltransferase targeting cadherins 3. Gene Ontology annotation, biological process: protein O-linked glycosylation via mannose. NCBI's taxonomy places the organism in Eukaryota, Metazoa, Arthropoda, Arachnida, Ixodida, Ixodidae. Gene Ontology annotation, molecular function: mannosyltransferase activity; protein binding. Gene Ontology annotation, cellular component: endoplasmic reticulum. The record is from RefSeq and is a predicted model, not a curated record.
UUUCUUCCACUCUGUCUCUUGCAAGAUGGCGUCCUGCAUCGGCUGAUCGCGACCGUGGGAAUGUGGUGAAUCUGUUGCGUGUGAUCAGUGAUCGUCUGCGUGCACCUGCUUUUUUUUUGCUGCACCUUGUGCUAGUGGUAUUGUGCGUUGUGCGGAUACUGCCCUGCCGACUAUAUGACGGCCAAGACCGGCGACUUACACCGGCGGAGCCACAUUGCUCUGGCCACUUCAAAGGUGAGUGCACUUCUGAGUGGUGCCAUGGACGGUCCGAACCUGCCUCGUCGACUGGCUUCGACUCCUGAGCCUUGGGAGAGCAGCUCUGAGGACGACUCCUGCUCUUGUGUAGCUGCAUGCGACCCCCUGGUGACUGGCUGCUUGGGCGGAGAUCGGUGGCACGACUGCUGCUCCUGCUGCCUCUCUCCGGCAGUGCUGGGCUCUUCUUCUCUCUCAGCUUGGGGCGACGGGGGAUGCUCCGGCUGCAGAGAGCCUUCCUCAUCGUCGAACGUCAGCCCGACCCACGCGCCGUCCAGUGCCGACCGCAGCCCAGCAUGGCGGCUGUGCGCAGGCGGCAGCCGCGUCGGCUGGCGUUGGUACGUGACCGUGUGUGCACUCUCGUGGCUGUGCUACGUAAACGCGCUCAGCUGCGGAUUCGUCUUCGACGACGCAUCGGCCGUGCGGGACAACCGUGACCUUCGGCCGUCGACGCCCAUUGGCAGCCUGUUUGCGAACGAUUUCUGGGGAACACCGAUUCACAAGGAACAGAGCCACAAGUCCUACCGGCCGCUUUGCGUGCUCACCUUCCGGCUCAACUACUGGCUGCACGAGCUGCGCCCCAUGGGAUACCACGUGGGCAACGUGCUUCUCCACUCGCUGGUCUGCGUGCUCUUCCUCAGGGUCUGCUCCAUGGUGGUCCCCGCCAGGGCCAGUGUCGCCGCUGCUCUGCUCUUCGCCGUUCACCCGGUGCACACCGAAGCGGUGACUGGCGUGGUUGGCCGAGCCGAGUCCCUCUCGUCUGUUUUCUUCCUGCUCGCCUUUCUGGCCUACAACAGAGCCAUCGACAGCUCCAAACGCACUGAGUGGCGCCCUCUUGCGGCGUGCGUGGCUCUCGUGGUGGUGGCGACGCUCUGCAAGGAGCAAGGCAUCACCGUGGUUGCCGUCUGCUUCACCUACGAGAUAUUCGUCGUUCAGGAGGAAAUGACUGAAGCGACACAAGCAUCCAGAGAAAAAUGCGACGCAGGCAGAGCAGCCACCGAGGCUUCCAUCGAUGAGCAGCAGCCGGCCGAGCGCGCACCGAACGUCUCCGUGAUCUCGACGCGAGAGAUUCGUCCCCACCACGUGAUUCGGGGCCUUCGUUCCCUGUCCGGGAGCCCAGUAUGUGUUUCUCCGUCGUCGACCACGUUGGCCUCUUCGUCUGUAGUGCCGCCUUGCGGCUGGCUGUGGCAUUGCACGCAGCGUAUCGGCGCGCUCUCCCUCGGCGCACUCCUGCUCCUGGCCGUCAGGCUGCACAUCAUGGGCGCUCAGCUGCCCGUGUUCACCAAGUUCGACAACCCAGCGGCCGUGGCACCCAGCCCCGUGCGACAGCUGACGUUCCACUACCUGCCGGCAGUGAACACGUGGUUGCUGCUGUUUCCUCACGCGCUCUGCUGCGACUGGACGAUGGGCAGCGUGCCACUGGUGUGCUCCAUGGCUGACCCGCGGAACGCAGCCACGCUAUCACUGUACGCAGUGCUGGCUACGCUGGCCUACGUGGCACUCUUCUCCUCCUCCUCCGGCCGCCGCCGGCCCCCCGCCACAGAUGACCAGAAGAAUGCCAUCUUCCUGAGCCUCUCCCUGCUGGUGUUUCCCUUCCUGCCGGCGUCCAACCUGUUCUUUCCCGUGGGCUUCGUGGUGGCUGAACGUGUCCUGUACAUGCCCAGCAUGGGCUUCUGCCUCCUCGUCGCACAUGGCUGGCACACGCUGAUCAAGAACUACGCCGACAGUCGGCUGACCAAGAACUUCUUGUGGUUCGGGCUCCUCCUUCUGCUCGUGACGCACUCCCUGAAGACAUUUGUGCGCAACUUUGAAUGGGAGUCCGAGUACAGCAUCUUCAUGGCAGGCCUCAAGGUGAACAGCCAGAAUGCCAAGCUGUACAACAACGUGGGCCACGCACUGGAGGGACAGGGGGAUUAUGCCCGAGCGCUCGAGUACUUCCUCAAAGCUGCCAGUGUGCAACCUGAUGACAUUGGUGCUCACAUGAACGUCGGACGUACGUACAACAACCUGCUGAUGUUUGAAGAAGCGGAGACUGCCUUUAGGAAGGCCAAGGAUUUGCUGCCUCGACCAAAGCCAGGCGAGCCAUACAAGGCACGAAUAGCUCCGAAUCAUCUUAAUGUAUUCCUGAAUUUAGCCAACCUCAUAUCAAGAAAUAGUUCACGUCUUGAAGAAGCCGAUGGUUUGUACCGCCAGGCAAUCAGCAUGCGUGCGGAUUACAUCCAAGCAUACAUAAACCGGGGAGAUAUCCUUAUCAAACUCAACAGGACCAAAGAAGCACAGGAGGUCUACGAGCGAGCACUUUCACUGGACGCCAGCAACCCCGACAUCUUCUACAAUCUUGGCGUUGUGUUCCUGGAGCAAGGCAGGCCAGGGGAUGCCCUCAUGUACUUCAACAAGGCCUUGGAGUUGGAUCCCGAUCACGAGCAAGCGCUGAUGAAUUCUGCCAUUCUUAUUCAAGAAAGUGGGAACUCAAAGCUCCGUCAGCUGGCAUUUGAAAGACUGGAGCUGUUGCUUCGCAAGGGUAAAGCUAAUGAGCGUGUCUACUUCAACCUUGGCAUGCUCUCCAUGGACGACAAAAAGAUGGAAGAAGCAGAACGAUGGUUCCACUCUGCCAUACAAGUCAAAGCCGACUUCCGUAGUGCCUUGUUCAACCUGGCCCUGCUUUUAACUGAUUCAAACAGGCCACUGGAGGCUGUUCCACACCUUCAAAAACUUCUUGAGUCCCACCCGGAUCACAUUAAAGGACUCAUCUUGCUGGGUGACAUCUACAUCAACCACAUAAAGGAUCUGGACAAAGCACAACAGUGCUACGAACGCAUCCUGUCCCUGCAGCCAGACCAUGUCCAGGCGCUGCACAACCUGUGCGUGGUGCAAGUGGAGAGGGGUGCACUGUACCAGGCUGAGGCCUGCCUCCUGCGAGCACUGAAGCUUGCACCGGGAGAGAGCUACGUUGCCAAGCACUUGGCCAUCGUGCGCAAUCGCAUACGCAAGUAUCAAGAGCAUUUGAGGAAAGCAGGGACGCCUGUGCAUUCUGCAUCCUCAAGUGAGCCACCCAUGACGUCAUCAUCUUCGAAGCAUGCAGCACAGAGUACCAGCAAAGCAACAUGAAACCCAUGAGCAGCGUUGUUUGUGCCAAAUGUCAGUGCAGCUGCAUACAGAAAGCUGUUUUUACAGGAGCCGGCAGAUGAACUGUCAAAUUUGGUGCAUUCUUUGUAUUGUGGUAGUGGAGGUGCAGAUGUUUGUUCCAUGGCAUUUUAUUGCGUGUACGAAAUGUGUAAAUUGAAGCGCCAGGUAUGCAUGCUGAAGCAAAACCCAACGUGUGCUUUGUUUGGCCAUUUGGGUGAGCUUGUGCAGCUGAAUUGCAUAAUUCCAUUUUAUUUUGGCAGAAAAGGCAAGCAGUGCAACUGAACAUAGUGUGAGGCUACAUGUAUUGUGAAAAGACACGUUUCUACAAAAUGUGAGUGCAAAUUAGGCAGUUAGAAGAAUCAUGUAUACCUAAUACUCCUGUUUACUGUAGUCACGAGCAAACCAUAAGUCCUUCAUUUAUAUAUGUGGCAAUGGCAUAAUUGACUUGGAAUGGCACUAACCGUGAUUAGCACCUACAAGGGCUGCUUGGCCUUAUAAGAUGGUUCAGAAUCGCGUGUGCCUGACAUGUGUUUAGCCAUUGCAGAAAUGUUGGCCUGACCAAAUUGUAUGUAGCAGAAGUGAUUAGUAUAUGUGAAACAUUGUUAUGGCAGGAAAAUAAGAUGGCAAUGGCUGUUGUGGUCUGAAGGUGAGAAAUGUGCAUGAAGCUGAGGCUCUCCGAAUCGAAGGUGAUGGCCUUCAUGUUGGCUUUGAGGUAACAUAGUGAAAGAAGAGCUCUGGGAAAUCCAUCCACGCAUUCAUGUUGUUUGUAUAUAGUUCUUGAUUGUAAUGAGAGACACCAUACACUAUACCUUUUUUGUUUUUGUAAAUUAACCAACCUGUUUCAGCAUAACAACUUGCACUAUAGACAUAUAUAUCAAUGUUAGCAAGAGCAGUUAGAACAUAUCAGUGGGAAACUUAUGAGCUAACUUAUGGUUUCACAGAUUAUUGUGCAUGAUCAUUAUAACUGAAGAGAGGUGUGAAAAUAGUGAAAUGGGGAAAUAUAAAGCACAGACAGCGCCUGUCAACAAGGCAGGCACUUUGGUUUGUCUUGUACAGUGUAAAAUAUCCAUGAAAUAUGGCAGCUAAGCUAUGUGCAUUAUAUUUUUGAGAAGUCGCCAUGUACACCGCACAUGAGCUGCAGGAGAUGAAAUGUUUAGGCAAGUCCUACCUACACAUUUGCAGCUUGUUAGUAGCAUAAUGUACAUACAUGUUCAAAGAGAGACCUUUGCGCUGUACCAUAGGAUUGUUUGUGACCACAGUUGCCACUGUACAGAGACUGUGCGGCUAGCUUCUCUUUAGAACACGCAAGUAAAAAGCUGACUCUAAAUGCAUGUACUUGAAGAGAUGUAUUUAUGCACAUGUAGAAGUGUUCGCUGUGUCAGGAGUCGAGAGUAAUUCAGCGAAAUGAAAUAAACUGCUUCUGCUAGCAGCACUUGGGACCACAUUGCGGCUGACUUGCUGUGGAAGUUUGUAACAGUUCAUAUGUGGUGACAUUGUGCUGUCAAAAAUUAAUUGGGGAUUGUUAUUUAGCAAAUUUAUUUCUUAGUGCAGGAACUGAGAUUUUCUCCAGUUCUAUUUUUGUUGAAGUUGGCUGCCUAGCAUGACAUAUCACUCACAGCAAUUUCCUUUCUUUGCAGAACUUCAGAAUUAUAUCAGUACCAAGUUUACCAUAUCAUUUCUUAACCCUGCAUCCACACAUCAGGAAUAGCCACAAUAAACUUUUCAAAUUUCUCUAAAGAAUAGAUUAUGUGGAAAGGUUGAUCUCACUUUCCCAUAGUUAUUUUUUAUUACUUUAGUGCUCGGAUAUCAAUUUUGUACAUACACUGUGCAUUCUCUGCAUCUUUCUCACUGGAUAUUUUAGGCUUUACUUCACAUAGUUUCCAGCUUUUAUUUUAAAUACGCAACUCACAGUGAUUGCGCAGUUACUGACUUGCUUAACAGGUAGGCUUUGUCUCUAUUGUUUAAAAUGUGAAAAACAUAUUUUAGAUGAUUUCACGCUGUUUGAACUAUUUUAACCCGAUAAUGUUAAAGGCCCCUGUGGCACAAAAUUGGGUGUUGGCGCCGGCAGCGAUGUCUGUAUGAAAAAAAUCAUCCCGAACCGCGCAUCCCAAUCCAUGCAGGCUCUCUGCGUGGCGCAUGGGCAUUACUGAACUAAUUGAAUUUCUCAAAAUAAAAUGCGUCAGAAAAUUCAUAAAGUACAACUUAUGCAAAACCUACAGACAUGACAGAUAUUCAUCAGAUUGUAAUUUGAAUAUACAAGAAAACAUGAUUCUGCUACAUGGGAUCUCAAACUCAAACCCCUUUUCCAGUUGCCGUUUGAGGUAUAACUUAGUAGGAGCAGCAUGCCCCACUCGAUUCCUUGCAACACCAUCCAGAUGGCCUGCGCGGCAGCAUCCACUGUAGGCGGGAAAACAUUAGAAAAGGAGAAACAGAAAGCUCGCCUUUGUUUUGCCACCACUGUUUCCAGGAAAACACCACGUUUAUAUAGUUACCCGAAAGAAUGAGAAGCAGUCAGGGAUGUUUGAAUGCCACUGCAUUGCACUCUUAAAGGCGAAGCUUAAGUGUCCUGCAAAAUUUUUUGUGAGAUAGUAUCAUGCACCUUUUUCAGUAUAAAUUUUGAAUGUGAACAAAAAUUCAAGUAUACAUGUCGCAAGAAAAGCAGGCAGAUCAAACCCAGUAUGGUUAUUCUUGUGCUGCUCUUGCACCUUUGGUAUGCAUGAAAAAAGUUGAGGUUAGAUGUGGAUGGUGCAGACCGUUUCUCUCCUUCGUCUUCAUUCAAUUUUUGUGACAUUUAGGUUCCUAACAGUAAAUUCUACAUUUGUUUGGAACUGCAUUUUAUACUGUGUACGGUUAUCUAUAAAAAAUAUGUUUUAAGCUACUCAUAGUUGGACCUUUGCUGUGCAAACUAUAAUCCACAAAAAAACGCCAUGUCUUUGUCUAAGAAGCAGUAAGGGAGCUACUGAAGACAGUUGCCUGUUGGGUUGAAGCUCAGUGAGUGGUACUUCAGUGUUGUAUGAUACAAAAAAUGUCGAUGCAUUUUUCUUGUAGCUUCAACAUUCCAUGCAGAAGCAGUGCAAUUUCCUUGAGUAUUAUGCUUGAACGUAAUUUUGUCUGCUGCCGGUACGUUUUGCAGAAUGAAUCAUGUUCUAUUGUGCUGUGUUUUGGCUGCUCGCUUUCUUAAGCUUACUACAUUUACAUGUGAUACGUACACCUGCCCAUAAAUUUUUUUCGAAUAUGACAAGGCUAACUACUUUUCACUGUACUUUAUUUGGUUUUUGAAGAGUUGUAAAAUAUAAGUGCCUCAAAAAUUUUAAAUCGCUGAUAUUUAGCAAUUUUUAUAAAAUACUUGAGAUCCGAAAUCGAAAUUCUAGUUCAAGGAGUUGGGAGAAAUUAUACUUCUCUCUCAAAUGCAGCACAUUUCGUUCAAAUUGAUUCAGGGGUUGUCUGAGGAGAGCACUUGUGCUUUUCACAUGUAUUCGAGAAGGAAAUCAAUGUCGCUCGUGAGAUAAAGCUUCCAUUUAAGACCUGCACUGCAUAGGAUUCAUGUACAAGUGCAAAAUCCUUAGUGGCAGGCUUAUUAGGUGGCAAGACAUCUUUGCACUUUUCCCAGUCCCUAAGCUUUUGUGGACAGGUCUACCUGCUUAUAAGUGGGAGAGGGGUUUAGAAUACUAGCUACCAGAUGCAUAUGGCAUGUAAAGGACUUGUUUCUAACAUGCCUACAUAUUCUGCAAGUAACAGUUCAUAGUCGUUGCAUAUGCAUGAAGAUUUAUUGGGACAACACCCUGUGAUGCACCUGUAAUAUAUGAUACACGGCUCCAAAUUUUGGUAUCUCUGAAUAAGCACCAACUAAUGGUCACAGGUCAAUGUGUGCUCAGACAAAAUAAUGUUGCACUUACUUAGGCUCCUCACAUAUGUUCUUUUACUUAUUUAUUUUUCUCAGGGAAGGGAAGAAAAAAUAAUAUGAAAAUUGCUUUUGGCAAACGCCCAAAUGCUGGCUUUGUAGCGUGGUUUCAAAGGCAGAAAAAAAGUUGCAACAACAAAUUUAACACUCUAAAAACAUGGUCAUGUUCAUCUUUUAUGGGACCAUAGAAAGAGGUCGUAAGAGCCAGAAAAAGAAUAAAUAAAAAGGUGAAAUGGAUAUUAGCAAGGUGAAAGGUCAUUUAAAUCGGGACAUCUUGGCCCCCAUGUGGGAGCCUUGUUUAAAGUGAAGUUCAAGAAAGAUGAGCGUGAGGUUAGGUGGCUAUUCAAAAUGCCAGAUCCAAAAAUGCUGCCAAAGUUAAAAUUAAUGAAAAUGAUAUAGUUCUAAACAUGGCUAACUUAAAUUAUUAGGGGUGUUAUCUCACGUCUUAUCACUGUUAUCACUGAGGUUUACAUGUUUCCAGCUUUUUGGCACAUUUUAUGAUGUAGCAACUAACAGGAUGACAAUGAUAAUCACUAACACCAUGGCAUUGGUGGCAGCAGAUGCCAUGCUGUGGAUAGCUUGCAUUCAUGUGAGCAAUACAGACUGCCAGUCGAAUAUACAAGUACAGCACAUUUUGCAGAUGUAACACAUGGGAAUAUACAAACUAGAAGCACUUUUAUAGAAUUACACUCCAUUUUUGUUUUGCAAUAGUAAAAGUAUGCAACAAAUAUAUUCUAUUUGUGGUUGUUACAAUACAUGCACUCAACAUAUUCCAAUAAUCCAAUCUUGAUUGAGCCAUAAAAUGGGGUCUAAUUAUCCAAAGUAUAAAAUUUAACAAGUUGUUUCAGUAGCAUAUGUUCAUUUGGUAUUUUUUAAAUAAUGGGGGGUGUGUUGAGAGUCGGAUCAAUAUGAUACACAACUAACAGAAAUGAUGGCAUUUCAUAGUCCAAGUUUCAUAGUUAAAACCUGUGACUUUUAGUUUAACUUUAUAAUACUCUUGUAAGCAUACUAAUUCAAGACAUACAUUGCCAAAAAUAGCAGUCUCCAUGGUGCUUCAUCUUGCAAACCUAUGUGCCUUGAAAGAGGUGUAGUUCGCAUGGGUAACUUGGUAGUGCAAGGACUGCAGGUUUUAGCACACAAGAGCUUGUAGGUAUUAAAGAGCAUGCACCUCAGACAACAGGUGCAUUCAGUUAGUCUCGUAUAAUGGCUAAGCAUGUGUGCUCGAAAACGCAUGCUUAUUUAGACGGCAAAAUUUUCUUCAUUAGUCAGUUGAUCAUAUGCUAUUUAUGGCAGAAGUGUGCAAUGCUGGGCUAGUUGGUUAGGCAUUGCCAUAAAAAGGUGAAAACAGCGCAAGAACGGUGGCAUGCAGAAGAAACGUGCACCGCAGGCGCUGACUAACAAC